Messenger RNA from Pseudophryne corroboree (corroboree frog), 4073 nucleotides. Its product is annotated as probable zinc transporter protein DDB_G0282067. The transcript is spliced from 3 exons. Gene Ontology annotation, biological process: intracellular zinc ion homeostasis; detoxification of zinc ion; zinc ion transmembrane transport. Gene Ontology annotation, cellular component: membrane. The record is from RefSeq and is a predicted model, not a curated record. Gene Ontology annotation, molecular function: zinc ion transmembrane transporter activity. Lineage: Eukaryota; Metazoa; Chordata; Amphibia; Anura; Myobatrachidae. Bases 257 to 1270 code for a protein of 337 amino acids.
GUUUUAGUGUCAGCUGAGAGAGAGUGGAGAAAGGAGUGCAUGGAUUGGGAGGGGGCAGGAGAGACACAGAGAAGAGGGGGAUAUGUGAUCAAUAAAGCAACUGAUGGGAAACUGAGAAACAGACGCAUGUUGUGUUGGAGCCUGGAGAAUUCAAGGUGGGAGCAGUGGUGCCCCAGGGGGGAGAGAGGGGUGGUGGAGAGCAGCUGACAGUGACCCUGGGACAUAAGGAAGGGGGAGUGUGACCAGCACAUGAUCCAUGGACGGGAAGACUACAGACACAAGUGAGAGGGAGAAAGUGGGAGAAGAGAAACAAGUUAUCAAAAUGGUGUCUCAUAUCCUGCUCUCCGCUGUCGCUUUUGCGGUCGUCCUCACCCAGAUCAUAAUGAGUAGACUGUCAGACUCGCUGCUCACACUGGCGGACUCCGCGCACACACUCUCUCUGCUCAUUGCACUGUGCCCAGAGCUCAUCCUUUCCUACUCAUCCUCCUUGCCCGCACAUGCCCAGGCCCGACUUCCGACUCUCUUUUCGCUACUCUCUCCUCUCCUCCUCUCUUCCCUUUGCCUGUCUCUCACACUAGGGUCGCUGGGACAUCUUGUGCAUCCUCACCACUCUCACCGUCCGGCUCUCAUCCUCGUGGCUGGAGUGCUGGGUCUGCUGUUUAAUGUCAUAUAUAUGGCGGUCACUGGAGCUUUUCAAGGUCUGUGUCUAGCAAGAGUGCAACUACAGAAACAAAGAUGGCGGCUGGUUCUGCGCAUGCUGUGUUCCUUGGCACCUUCAUCCCUGCUCCUCACCAGCAGCUUGUUGCUGCAUCUGUUUAGUCACCCUGCUGUACACUACUUAGAUCCUGCUCUCUCAUUGGUUUCUAUAACAAUCAUGGUUGCUUCAGUCUACUCUGACAUUGUUCAAAAUGGCCGUGUACUCCUCCAGGCUGUGCCAACCUCUACAGAGUUACAAAGUGUAAAAAUGGAUCUGGACACACUCUGCGGCCAUGAGGGAUAUCAUGAGCUUCAUAUGUGGGCCCUUGCCCCAGGACAUGGUGUAGCAUCUCUACACAUUCACUGUUCUGGACUGGAGGCAUACAAGAAUAUCGUAAGCCAGGCCAGGAUUCUAUUUAAGCACCACGGCAUCAGAGAGCUGACCAUACAGCCAGAGUUUGGAAUUCCUGGGCCCUGUGCUUUGGCUUGUGGGCCCAGCUGUGUUCACCACUCCUGCUGCAAGUCCACACAUUCUAUAAGCAAUGAUUUAAUCUUGGCCAACAUGUGCACCUGAGGCUGGACAAGGCAUGUAAUUGAAAUCCACAGGGCAACAGUAAGUGCUUAGGAAGAUAUAAACUGUAGAAAGUGAACCCACAGCCACCUGUGUCUACUGAAAAAAAGGGCAGAAAUAGUGACAUUGACUUUAUAUUAACCUCCUUUUGGAUGGGACAAAAGACCUGCACCAUUCAGACCGCUUCUAGCCCCCUGACCAUCCACAGACCACAUAUGUAUAACACAGUGUUUUUUAAAAAAUAUGUUGUUUUAAUAUCUACAUACAAAAACAGUUAGUGCGUUAAGUUUCUUGUCAUUUCUUAUCAAAUGAAUUUACCCAAAAAGAGUGCUAACCAUGGUAGUCACCUACUUUGGAGGUUAGGAUUAAGGUAGUAGUUUAUAAGUAUUUAGUAAAUGUCUUUGUCCAUUAUAUCAUCCAAGGUCUUAUUUACACUUUUUGUGAUGUAGUGGGAUUUUCAGUCUUAAUGCCGAGAUUGUGAGUAUACUGAUAUCUCUAUUUACAAACACCAUCAGAACCUCUCGAUAUCGGAUUUCCAUCCAGUUAGAACUUGCCAAAAAUAAGGGGAGGAAGCACCAUCUGCGAAUUACUUCCAGCUAAUGGCCCUCAUUCCGAGUUGUUCGCUCGCAAGCUGCUUUUAGCAGCUUUGCACACGCUAAGCCGCCGCCUACUGGGAGUGAAUCUUAGCUUAUCAAAAUUGCGAACGAAAGAUUCGCAAUAUUGCGAAAAGACUUCUCUGUGCAGUUUCUGAGUAGCUCGAGACUUACUCUGCCAGUGCGAUCAGUUCAGUGCUUGUCGUUCCUGGUUUGACGUCACAAACACACCCAGCGUUCGCUCAGACACUGCUCCGUUUCUCCAGCCACUCCCGCGUUUUUCCCAGAAACGGUAGCGUUUUUUCACACACUCCCAUAAAACGGCCAGUUUCCGCCCAGAAACACCCACUUCCUGUCAAUCACACUACGAUCACCAGAACGAAGAAAAAACCUCGUAAUGCCGUGAGUAAAAUUCCUAACUGCAUAGCAAAUUUACUUGGCGCAGUCGCACUGCGGACAUUGCGCAUGCGCAUUAGCGACUAAUCGCUCCGUUGCGAGAAAAAAAUAACGAGCGAACAACUCGGAAUGACCCCCAAUAUACGAUGACAUAUGUUUCUGACCAAUGGUCAGCAACCACCCAUUUGUGUAUCCUCUGGGUAACUGCAAUCUGAGAACCGCCUCUCUUGUUCUCCUGUGAGGGCGAGGCUGAACCCUACUAAGCUGGCUGUUGCUUCGUCCUCAGUGCAGGGUGCAAAGUUUUCAAAGUGACAUGGGGCUGCUAUGUCAUCCACCUCCUGGGGUAUCCACGACAUGAGGACUUCAAGGUUUGAAGGCAUCUCUUCAAAUGGGGGGGCGUCAUCCAGUGCAGGGUCAGCUGCCGUCAAAUUAACGCCAGACAAGUAAUCAAAUGGCGGGAAAGGAUCCGGCAAGGUCAUGCCAAAGUCUAACCAAAGGUUAAAGAAUUAAAAGAGAAAAAUGAUAGCGGGUUACCUUACAGUUUUCAUUAAUCCUGAAAUAUAAAUGGUAUGUACCAAUUAAAGUGAACUUUUUCCUACACAUAAUAAAGGCAGACAUUUUUUGGAGUGCUGAAUCAGUGCUUGUAGGCAUGCAGCCCAUCAAAUCACCCAGAACCAGUGACAUUAUACUUUUUGGUCAAAGGGCUAGUGAGGGGAGUCUUAUUGACACCAAAACAUUCUGACCCCCCCCCCCCACCCCAUAGUUAUAAUAAUAAUAAUAAUAAUAAUAGUAAUAAUAAUGUUAUAAACUUAGUUCUACUAAUACUGAUAAAUGACUCCACUUAUUAACAAUUUCCAGGAGCAGAAACAAGGACUUUACAUGGAAUAUCAUAACACAUGGGAAAAAACCUUUAAGGUACCAAAUAACGUCAUUAUAUAUUAAAAGUGUAUAACUCUCAGUCUUCCCUAUCUGUGCCACCCCUGUAUGUCUGCCCCUCCCCUUAAGAAUGUAAGCUCUCACGAGCAGGACCCUAUCCCCUCAUGUGCUUUUCCCUCUCUUAGACUAUCUUCUACAACAUACUGUACUCCCUACAACGGCACCUAACUCUCAGCUGAUACUAAGGUCAGUGGCCCUCAUUCCGAGUUGUUCGCUCGCUAGCCGCUUUUCGCAGCAGUACACACGCUAAGUCGCCGCCCUCUGGGAGUGUAUCUUAGCUUAGCAGAAUUGCGAACGAAGUAUUCGCAAUAUUGCGAAAAGAUUUUUCUGUGCAGUUUCUGAGUAGCUCGAGACUUACUCUUCCAAUGCGAUCAGUUCAGUGCUUGUCGUUCCUGGUUUGACGUCACAAACACACCCAGCGUUCGCCCAGACACUCCCCCGUUUCUCCAGCCACUCCCGCGUUUUUCCCAGAAAAGGCAGCGUUUUUUCACACACUCCCAUAAAACGUCCAGUUUCCGCCCAGAAACACCCACUUCCUGUCAAUCACACUCCGAUCACCAGAACGAAGAAAAAACCUUGUAAUGCCAUGAGUAAAAUACCAAACUUCUUAGCAAAUUUACUUGGCGCAGUCGCAGUGCGAACAUUGCGCAUGCGCAAUUAGCGGAAAAUCGCUGCGAUGCGAAGAAAAUUACCGAGCGAACAACUCGGAAUGAGGGCCAGUGUCAUGUCUGCUGAUACAGCCAUGUCCAUAUACCAUAUACAUGUCCUACAUUGCCUUGUACUCUAAAUCACUGGUUUUCUUGUUUUGCUCGGGUGUUUCUGUACUUUGUUAGGUGCUCUGUGGCGCCAGGUAAAUAAAGGAUAAGAAUAAUGAUACUGUA